Molecule: messenger RNA, 606 nt
Organism: Medioppia subpectinata
Lineage: Eukaryota; Metazoa; Arthropoda; Arachnida; Sarcoptiformes; Oppiidae
Source: the annotation of a GenBank genome assembly
UUAAAUCGUAACCAAAUUAAUGAAAUAAUGAGUGAAUUUACAUAUCUAGAGAUCGUAGGAAUCGGUUCAUUAGUUUUUGUUGGAUUAAAAGUAACAAUAAGUGUAUUGAAGGGCUUUUGGACCACUUUUUUGGGCUAUAAAUUGGGUUUUGGUAUUGAAUGGAAAGUCGGGGACAAUGUGUGGGCUGUUGUCACCGGCGCUACCGAUGGGAUUGGUCUGCAAUACGCCAAACAAAUGGCACAAAAGGGCUAUAAUUUAGUGAUUAUCUCAAGAAAUGAAGACAAACUGAUGGCAACGCAAAAGAGUCUAUUGAAUGACUACAAAGACUGCAAACAGGUUAAAAUAAUUGCCGCUGACUUCAGUCGUACCGAUAUUUACGAUAAGAUCGCCAAAGAGUUGAACCAAUUGGAAGUGAUUGACGUAUUGGUGAAUAACGUGGGAAUCGUAUACCAUAUCCCGGAAUAUUUUCUUAAGAUCGGUUCCGCUUUUAAUGAGCAGUAUUUGAAUGUGAACUGUGUUUCUGCUCUGAAAAUGUCUGAAAUAGUUUUGCCCAAAAUGUGUCAAAACCGGAGAGGAAUUAUCAUCAAUAUAUCUUCAGCCAUAGGA